UCGUUCGCGAGUCGCUCUUUAGAGCAGUCAUGGCGUCGUUUGUGGCCCGCGGUGCUGUGAAGGCGGUCAAGCCGAUUUUUAGCCGGGAUGUGGACGAAGCGAAGCGGCGGGUGAGGGAGCUUUACCGAGCAUGGUACCGAGAGGUUCCCAACACAGUGGCGAUGUACCAGCUGGACAUCACUGUGCGACAGGGCAGAGAAAAGGUCAGAGAGAUUUUCAACAAAAACAAGCAUGUCACUGACCCCCGCAUCAUUGACAUGCUGGUCAUCAAGGGUAAAAUGGAACUUCAGGAAACCAUCCACAUCUGGAAGCAGAAAACACAUGUGAUGCGUUACUUCCACGAGACCAAAACCCCCCACCCCACUGACUUCCUGUCAAAAUUUUACCAUGGACACGACCCCUGACCUCCCCCACCCUACAUUUGCACAUCUAUUUGUGAUGAAUGAAUGUGUGCUUAUUAUCUGCUGUUGAACUGUAAAUACACUCAUAUGUUAUCCAAA
Messenger RNA from Colossoma macropomum (tambaqui), 500 nucleotides. RefSeq names its product NADH:ubiquinone oxidoreductase subunit A6 (gene ndufa6). The coding region runs from base 30 to 404 and encodes 124 amino acids. Lineage: Eukaryota; Metazoa; Chordata; Actinopteri; Characiformes; Serrasalmidae. The record is from RefSeq and is a predicted model, not a curated record. Gene Ontology annotation, biological process: response to oxidative stress. The transcript is spliced from 3 exons.